CGUGAACACAGUGCGCAGUCGGCCUCGAGCACCAGGCGGCGCGCGCGCAACUUUACCGUAGACUGGUGAAAGGCUGCAUGACUCAUACCAAACACUAGUCAUGAACGAAUAUGCAGAGUACGACUGGAAGCUGCAUCAGAUGCAGAACGAGCGACUAUGUGAAAUAGCCAGAAAACGUCUCACCGAUGGCGACAGACAACGAGCUCUGGCAGGACUAAAAGAGGCUGUUGAUUCAAGUCUCAAUCUAGCUCUUCGCGACAAAAGCCGGUGUCAAGAUGACAAUUUCUUGAGAAGAUUUUUAUAUGCAUGCAAGCAUGAUGUUCAGCAGAGUUUCGAGCUACUUGUGCGCUAUCACCAGUAUCGACGGGAACAUCCAGAAUUAUGGGCGUCGCCAGAUGGCGGUGUUCUAAGAGCACUUGGAGAUGGAAUACCAGGUGUACUAGCAGAGAGAGACCGUCGAGGCCGGUGUGUGUUGAUUAUGUUUGCAUCCAAUUGGACACCUCAUGCUUGCACCUUACUCUCCGUUUACAGAGCCUUAUUACUCACCCUUGAACGGACACUAAACGACGUACAAAAUCAGGCCAACGGAUAUGUGAUUAUCGUUGACUGGACUGAAUUCACAUUUAAACAAUCCUGUAGUUUGCAAGCUAAAGUAUUAAAGCUCAUGAUCGAUUGUCUGCAAGAUUGCCUGCCUGUAAGAUUUAAAAGUAUACAUUUUAUUGGGCAACCCUGGUAUGUUGAAACGGCUCUUGCCGUAAUAAAGCCGUACCUUAAAGCAAGGACGCGGGAGAGAAUUAUACUUCAUGGAAAUAAUUUAUCCACAUUACACGAUUCUUUACCUCUGGAUAUACUUCCAGCGGAACUUGGAGGCGAGGGACCCUCAUACAAUUCACAGCGUUGGUUGCAGGAGUUUUGUCGGGGUGAAAACAUAAACACAGUGUCAGUUGCACCUGCAUCAGAAGCUGUAGAGGAGAAUGAUCUCCCGUCAGCAAAAUUAGAUAAAGCAUACAAACAAAAGGAUAAUCCCAACUUCUCGUUUCAUGGCAGUGAAAAAAGUGCAAAGUCAGAAUUACUACGCGAUAAAGAUUGACCUUCGAUACCACGUUUAUUGAUCAUAAUGUGGAAAAUGGACAGCUCUAUGCUCGGAAAUGCCAUUAUAAUGCUGCAUUUUAAGAAUAACCUAACUACUGGCGCGCGUAUUUGUGAUAUUGAGUGUAAAUUGUUAAUUUAUUGUUUGUAAGAACGCAUGUAAAGUAUUAUUAAAUAGUGAUUGGAAAAUAUUGCGUACAUAAUGUGACAUUAGGUACGUAAUGAUGUGUGUGUGGUGGAGUAAUUUUGAGUUUCUCUUGGUUAUUAGAGUGUCGGCAUGGUUUUAUCGUGUGUCGGGGGCAUUUAAGUCGGCGCAUCCCCCGCAUCCGGUUGAGACGUGGUCGUUGUAACGGUCUCGAGCUCUCGAUUCAGCGCAUCCACCCGGCACGUUCGUUUGCUGAUGCGCGCGAGCGUUGGAUCUCUGCAUUUUGCACAAAGAAUUCUUCUCGCAUUCUUGUAGAUUUGUCUUAUUUAUUCAAGUAAUUAUAUUUUAUCAACCAGUAUCUCAUUAUUAUAUCAUAUUUAGUUAAGACACUACGUAUACAAGUGCUUUAUGUGAGGCUUAGUGCGCAUUUACUAUUAUGUUUAAGUCAAUGUUUGGAAAAUAUUGGAUUACCAUAAAAAAUAUUUUGAAAAUAAGUAGUAUAUAUAAGUAUUGUAUCUGUCGAAGUAGGCAAGGUAUUCUUCCAUAUUAUCAUAGCCAUCAUCUUUAGUGGCACUAAUUAUACGUGAUGUUAUUAUGACAAUCCCAAUUAGGAGCGACUUUAUAAGGACUGAACAACAUUUUUAUCCAGCUGAGUAGUUAAAAUGAUUAAAAAAAAGUAUUUUCUUUAAAACUACUUAGAAUUACCAAUAUAAAACAUCCUGCAUCGAUUGCGUUGCAACUUACCUAUGUACUGUUUGUUAUCUUUAAUUAAGUAAGUCAUAUUGGAAGAUAAUAAGCAUUGACUAUACAGAAAUCAAAAUGAUUGACAUAUAGGAAUAAGUACCUAUAUGAUUACAGAUUUUAUGUUAAUCUUCCAGUGAGCUCUCUUUCUAAAAUAUUUAUUCUAUUUGACAAUAUUAUUUGUAAAUAAAUGCUGUGACAUUAUGCGAUAUUACUGUACUGUUUAUUAUUAUGAUUUCUAUAGGGUUUGUAAUUAUUCAUCUAUAAUGCAUUCGAUAAGUGGAUUUUGUAUGUAAAAUAUGACUGAAACAGUUGCUUUUAACACUGAUAUUUUUACUGUAUAAUAAAUGAAUUCAAUUUCAAUAUUAUUUUGUUUAUUAGACAUUAAGUAUAAUAUGCUAUUUAAAUAUAUACCUGUAUUAAGUAGAUAUACAUGACAUAUUAUA
Achroia grisella is the source of this 2421-nucleotide messenger RNA. Its product is annotated as clavesin-2-like. Gene Ontology annotation, cellular component: membrane. Lineage: Eukaryota; Metazoa; Arthropoda; Insecta; Lepidoptera; Pyralidae. The coding region runs from base 101 to 1090 and encodes 329 amino acids. The record is from RefSeq and is a predicted model, not a curated record. Gene Ontology annotation, molecular function: phosphatidylinositol bisphosphate binding. The transcript has a single exon.